GGUACAGUUGUCGUGGCGAUUCAGUUUGACAUUUUUUGGGUUCACAUACAGAUUGUUCUGGACAAGACACACCACACGAGUGUCUCACAUUUAAUUUAGCGAAUUGGCAUGUCUUUUUCUAGCAAAGGCUAAGCAGCUAACCGGGGUUGUGCAGGAUUGCUAACUGUCACUGUUCGUAUCAAAACCCCCAAAAUAAAAAUAUGAAGGUAGAGAUGACUUCUUCAGACUGGCACCUGUCUCUAAAGCUGGUGGAUCAGCCCAAAUCCAUCUUCCACUUCCCAGAAAUGAUGCCAGGAGAUGUCCCACCUGGAGGAUACAGAAUCGCUACUUUAAAACAACUUGUUGCAGCACAGAUCCCAGACUCCAUCCCAGACCCUGAGCUAAUAGAGCUGGUCCACUGUGGGCGGAAACUUAAGGAUGACCUAACUCUGGAUGCCUGUGGGAUUCAACCUGGAUCCACCAUACACAUCCUCAAAAAGACUUGGCCUGAACCAGAGAGCAGUUCAGAGCCUGUGAACAGAGCAACUGCAGCCAGGGAGUUCAGGGUGUUUCAUGCUGCUCUUCACUCUCUCAACUCUGCCUACAGAGACUCAGUAUAUAAAAUGCUAACAAAUAAAGAGUCUCUGGAUCAGAUCAUCGUGGCCACACCAGGGCUCAGGUCAGACCCAGUCGCCCUCGGGGUGCUCCAAGACAAAGAUCUCUUCGUGCAGUUCACAGACCCUAACAUGCUGGAUGUAUUGAUCAGUUCACACCCGGCCCUCGUCAACGCCAUCAUCCUGGUCCUGCACUCUGUGGCAGGCAGCAUGCCCGCUCAGUCCAGUGCCAGCUCGUCUCGUAAUGUCUCUGCCAGUUCUUACAGCGAUAUGCCAGGGGGCUUUAUGUUUGAAGGCAUGUCUGACGAUGAGGAAGAUUUCCAGUCCGGGAGCCCAGCAGGACCCUCAAACAGAGCAGGAGGCUCAGCAGGAAUACGACCGGUGUCUCUGAGCCACAGUGGAGCGACAGGCCCUCGACCAAUAACACAGAGCGAGCUGGCAACAGCCUUGGCCCUCGCCAGCACCCCUGACAGCAGUGCGGUCACUCCAACGACUUCAAGCACGGCGGACCCCUCCAGUGGCGUAGCCCCGAUGCCAGCAGGGACCCCAGUCAGUAACGAUCUCUUCAGUCAGGCCCUACAGCAAGCUCUGCAAGCCUCUAACAUGUCUGCUUUACAGGGCCGCUGGCAGUCCCAGAUGCAGCAGCUCAGGGACAUGGGGAUCCAGGAUGAGGAGCUGAUGCUGAGGGCGCUGCAGGCCACAGAUGGUGACAUCCAGGCUGCCCUGGAGCUCAUAUUUGCUGGAGGCCCAGGACUCUGAGUCAGUACCCCAUGGAGGAAGGUGUUUAUAGAGGACAGAGAGCAGGAAAAAUCUUGACAUCCUGCUGCCCAGACAUGAUAUAUUCUGGCUUUAGACAUACACUAUACAGAUUUUUUACCCCAUUUCAAUACAGUAUCACAUCUGAGCUCCUCAAAGGUCAUGACAGCAUUUUCUUAUUGAUGUGAGUGGACUUGUAAUAAAUUUAAACAUGCUUACCUCAUCAACUCCUGAGCCGCACUUCCUGUUAUUUGAUAGGUGGGACUGACUGUAAAUGCAUUGGUCUAAAUUUGCUAUUGAACUGAAAUGCUGAUUUGCAAUUAUAAGGUCACCUUGUGGCUGCUCAGAUUCCAUUUCCCUUGUUUGGUUCUUGAUGGUACAAACACACAGUGGGAUCCAAAUUCUGAGACCACACACAAAAAUCUCUAAUAUUUUAAUGUAAACCUAGAAAUAAACAGAGAAUUUGAGGUUUCAGAAACAUUUAAAAUCACCCAAGUUAUGACAUGUAAAAUGGAAAAGAAAUAUUUUAAAUCCCGCAACAUUUGAUUUGUUCAAUUUAAAGCAAAACUGUGGGAUUGACCGAUUUAACUCCUUUGUAUAAAAUGUCAGAUUUCCUUGAGAUGUAUCCCUUUCAUUGAAGCAUAGGUUCAGAUCACACUGGAUUUGAUGUGAUCUACUCAUGUGAGGCUCGUUCAAGUCACUCAGCUUGCAGCCAGUGUUCACCUGUUAUAAAUAUGGCUGUGCCUCUAAUCUCCAGCAGCUCAUUACUCACUGCAGCAUUGUGCUAGUGAGAAACAUGGCAUCAGAACAAAGUGAAAGUGUCAGAAGUCAAAUUGUUUUUUUAUUCAAAGAGGAGCUUCCUCAGUGUCAGAUCAUGGCUAGACUAAAGGUCUGUAUGAGGGGAGGGCAGUGCAUGGAACUCAGACACUUUGCAAGAACUACUUGACUGCCUGUGACUCAGGAGGUAGAGUGGAUCAUCCACAAUCCCCAAGACACUGAACCCCAACCUGCUCCUGAUGGCUAUGUCAUCGGUUUUAUGAGUGAAUGUGAAGUGGCCACCAUAGUAUGAAUGUGUGUGUGUGAAUAUGUGACUGUGGCAUGUUGUGUUAGAGCACUUUGAGUGGUGAGAAGACUAGAAAGGUCCAUUCCAUUUCCAUGAAGACCAAAGAUGAUCAAGGAGUCCUGACUGUCAUGGAGUUUCCUCAACAGUAACCUGACCUCAAGCCCACCGAACAUUUAUGGAGGGCACUUGAAAACUGAGUAAGUCAAGAAUUCAGUAAUAUAACGAGAAGCUCUCAAAUUAUGCUGGGUUAACAUGGUUAACAUACCAGCUCGAGUUCAUACAGUCAUUAAAGCAAAAAGGGGGACGUACCAAAUACUAUGGUGUUCUAAAAUUCUUUUUUUUAAAGAUUCAACUCUUCACGCAAAUGUUAAGCUGAUAUUGUCAUUUGUCAUGAAAAACAUAGUGUUACAGUUUAAACAAAUGCUAAUUAGAGAGUAUCUUGGUUAGUGGUCUCAGAUUUUGGACCCCACUGUGUGUUAUCAUGUAAGUAUUUAGUGGCAGUAUUAAAAUGUGUGCUCUAAAAAACCAUUCUGUAUUUACUCACUCUAUGUAAUUCAUGUAUUUGUACACUAGAUGGCAAUGCAGUAGUUUGUUUCUAUCCAUAUGGCUGAUUAUCAUAAGUCACCCUUGCAGACACACUGUUGUUUAUUUGCUCUUUCUUUCUUUCCUAAAUUUCAAGUCACGCUCUUGAGCUGCCUUCUGCUGAACAGCCUUUGAUAAACGCUUGUUUUAUUUGUA
Molecule: messenger RNA, 3150 nt
Organism: Epinephelus lanceolatus (giant grouper)
Lineage: Eukaryota; Metazoa; Chordata; Actinopteri; Perciformes; Serranidae
Product: ubiquitin-like protein 7
Biological process (GO): ubiquitin-dependent protein catabolic process
Cellular component (GO): cytosol
Molecular function (GO): polyubiquitin modification-dependent protein binding
Source: RefSeq, a predicted model, not a curated record